AUGUCUCUCGGCGUUGCUAUUAUCGGGAGCGGCAUCUUCGUGAAGGAGCAGCACCUGCCCGCAGUCAACGCAACCGCCCACCUCACACUCAAAGCCGUCUACUCGCGCUCCCUCAAAUCCGCCAGCGCCUUAGAACUAGGCCCGACCGUCGAUCUCUACUCGGACGAUGCAGGCGCCGGCAAGACCUACCACGACCUGCUCCUGCGCCCGGACAUCCACGCCGUGAUCCUCGCCCUGCCCAUCACCAAACAGCCCGAAUACAUCGAAGCCGCACUCGCCGCGGGCAAGCAUGUGCUCUCGGAGAAGCCGAUCGCGGGCGAUGUCAAGCGCGCCGAGCACUUGAUCAGGUACUACCGCAGCGACAAGGUGAAGGGCGGCGCGACGUGGGCCGUGGCCGAGAACUUCCGCUUCCUCGAGAGUUUCGAGUAUGGCAGACAGGAGGUCGAGAAGCUGGGUAGGAUCCUAGGCUUCAGCGUCAAAAUGUUUGGCAAUGUGAAGGUCGGCGAUAAGUAUUUCGAAACGGCAUGGCGCAAGAAGCCAGACUACCAAGGUGGCUUCCUGCUUGACGGAGGUGUACACUUCAUCGCUGCUACCCGUCUGCUCUUGGGAGAAUCUGCAAAACCCACCGCCGUAUCUGCCUUCACGACUCUGCUCCAAGAACAUCUUCCCCCCGUCGAUACUAUCAACGCGAUUUGGCACACAAAGUCCGGAAUUUCGGGCACGUAUGCGAAUUCCUUCGGCACUACGUUCACGGGGAGCGAAUACGCCGUGGCGUGUGAGAAGGGCAUUGUCACUGUCACCCGCGGCAAAGUUACUGUCGUUCAAGGAGAGGGCAAAUCUGCCACCCCUUCAGUGAAGGAGUUUCCGGAUGAGGGCAGUGGUGUGAAGCAGGAAGUUGCAGCGUGGGCACAGGCCAUCAUAGAUGGGGUUCCGAAUCCGAAGCAGUCCCCUGAAGAAGCAUUGGCUGAUUUGGAGAUCCUAGAGAAGAUGCUGAGGAGUGGUGAGGGGCAUGGGAAGACGGAAAGUUUGCAAUUCCAACUUUAG
Messenger RNA from Amorphotheca resinae ATCC 22711, 1044 nucleotides. RefSeq lists its product as hypothetical. Gene Ontology annotation, biological process: NADPH regeneration. The coding region runs from base 1 to 1044 and encodes 347 amino acids. The transcript has 3 exons. Gene Ontology annotation, cellular component: cytoplasm. Gene Ontology annotation, molecular function: nucleotide binding; oxidoreductase activity. NCBI's taxonomy places the organism in Eukaryota, Fungi, Ascomycota, Leotiomycetes, Helotiales, Amorphothecaceae. The record is from RefSeq and is a predicted model, not a curated record.